Molecule: messenger RNA, 1605 nt
Organism: Ruditapes philippinarum (Manila clam)
Lineage: Eukaryota; Metazoa; Mollusca; Bivalvia; Venerida; Veneridae
Exons: 2
Coding region: 1-1605 (534 amino acids)
Source: RefSeq, a predicted model, not a curated record
AUGACCGUCACGACGGAAACUCACAUCCAAGCACGAUGGGUACUCACGGCACUAGAGGAAACAGCGACAUGGGCCCGAAUGCAGUUCAAGCCAGCCAAGUCACGAAGCCUGGUGAUUAAGAAAGGAAAGGUCACGGAAAGAUUCAAGAUGACCAUACAGGGAGAGGACAUCCCAUCCCUGUCCAACAAUCCAGUCAAGUGCUUGGGAAAGUGGUUCGACACCUCACUAUCAGACAAGAGCAGUCAAGCCCGUCUUCAACAACAGGCGGAGGAGGGGUUGAGAAGAAUAGACAAGUGCGAUCUUCCGGGGAAAUUCAAGGCUUGGGUGUACCAACACAAUCUACUACCCAGACUCGUUUGGCCAAUGAUGGUUAACGAUAUUCCAACCAGUACAGUAGAGAAGCUGGAGCGGACUGUCAGCAAGCACCUAAGAAGAUGGUUAGGCCUGCCUCCAUCCUUCACCAACAUAGGUCUCUACAGCAAGACAGCAAAGCUACAGAUGCCCAUCAACUCUAUUGUAGAGGAAUUCAAAGUUGCUAAGACCAGACUUCUGCUAACGCUGAGAGAUUCCAAAGACGAGAAGAUCAGCGGCGCUGGCAUCGAGGUUAGGACUGGGCGAAAGUGGUCAGUGAGUCGUGCGGUGGAGCUUGCAGAGAGCAGUCUCAAGCACCAAGACAUUGUGGGUAUGACAAACAUAGGAAAAGAAGGACUAGGCACCAGGAAGCACCAAAGAUGGGAGACUUCAACACAGCAGGAAAGAAGAUCCCUAGUACAGACCGAGAUCAGGAAAGAAGCAGAGCAGGAAAGAAUGUCAAGGGCAGUCCAGCUAGGACCACAGGGAAACUGGACAAGAUGGCAGGUUCCAGAAAGGAAAUUAUCCUGGCAAGAGAUCUGGCAGUACGAGCCACUCAGACUGAGUUUCCUGCUUCGUUCUAUCUACGACAUGCUCCCAUCUCCUACCAACCUGUACCAGUGGAAGUUGAUUGACGACCCGGCAUGUCCAUUGUCCCUAUCUCAGGGGCGCUACAGAUGGCGUCAUGACCAGGUCCUGUCUGAGGUAGCCCAUGUCCUUGAGACCGAAAGGAAGAAAGAGAGACCGAGGCCAAACCAGAACCGCUACAUCGGGUUCCUGAAGGAGGGAGAACAAGUACCCAAGUCAGCCCCAGCAUCGACCGGAAUCCUGAAUGAAUCCAGGUCAUGGGAAAUGAAGGCUGACCUAAAGGAACAACUACAGUUCCCCCAGGAAAUCGCCCAGACUACCCUCCGGCCAGACAUUGUGAUAUUGUCCAGGAAUCCUAAACGAGUGGUGCUGGUUGAGCUGACAGUCCCAUGGGAGGAACGCAUUGAAGAAUCCCACGAGCUCAAGAGGUCCAAGUACGAAGACUUGGCCCAAUCCUGCAAGUCCAACGGCUGGAACACUCAGGUCUUCCCGAUUGAGGUCGGAUGUCGUGGCUUCCCAUCACAAUCAGUGUGGAGGAUGCUCGGAGAAUUGGGCAUCAAAGGAGCGGCACGAAAGCGCACAGUCCAUGCUCUGGGGAGAACAGCCGAAAGAGCGUCCAGUUGGCUAUGGAUGCUCCGUAGCAAACAUGAGUGGCAGCCAAGGUAG